AUGGCUGGUGAAUUGGACAACAAGGUCUUCCGGGCCACUACUACGGCUCCUGUCAACAUUGCCGUAAUCAAAUACUGGGGAAAGAGAGACCCUAGCUUGAACUUGCCUACCAACUCCUCGCUCUCUGUCACGCUGUCUCAGAAGUCGCUGCGUACUCUCACUACUGCUUCCUGCGCUGCCACCUACCCCGCCGACGAGCUUAUUCUGAACGGCAAGCCUCAAGAAAUCCAGUCCUCGAAGCGAACUCUUGCCUGCCUCGCGAGCCUGCGUGCUCACCGCCAGGCUGUCGAAGAUGCUGACUCCUCCCUCCCGAAACUCUCAACUCUUUCUCUCAGAAUCGUCUCUGAGAACAACUUCCCUACGGCCGCUGGUCUCGCAAGUUCUGCGGCCGGUUUUGCGGCGCUCGUCCGCGCUGUGGCAGAUCUCUACCAAUUGCCCCAAUCUCCUCGGGACCUCAGCCGUAUUGCUCGUCAGGGAUCUGGCUCUGCUUGUCGGUCGUUGAUGGGCGGAUACGUGGCCUGGCGCGCAGGUGAACUCGCUGAUGGCAGUGACAGUUUGGCGGAGGAGGUUGCUCCCGCCUCGCAUUGGCCUGAGAUGCGUGCGUUGGUUUUGGUCGUCAGCGCGGAUAAGAAGGACGUCCCCAGCACUGAGGGUAUGCAGACAACUGUCGCUACUUCUAACCUGUUCGAGACUCGGGCGAAGACCGUUGUUCCUGAACGCAUGGCUGCCAUUGAGACGGCUAUCCAGAACCGGGACUUCCCCGCCUUUGCUGAGAUCACUAUGCGUGACUCGAAUGGAUUUCACGCCACUUGCCUGGACUCGUGGCCGCCAAUUUUCUACAUGAACGACGUUUCUCGCGCUGCUGUCCGCCUUGUGCACGACAUCAACCGCGCCGUGGGCCAGACUGUGUGUGCAUACACUUUCGAUGCAGGCCCGAAUGCUGUCAUCUACUACCUCGAGAAGGACACUGAACUUGUUGCCGGUACCGUUAAGUCUAUCCUCGGCGCUAGUGCUGAGGGCUGGGACGGCCCGUUCAACGAGCCCUUGAAGGACGUCCCCGCAGGUGUGGCUCUUGACAAGCUGGACUCCAGAGCCAUCGAGGGAAUUAAGGAUGGCGUCAGCCGGGUGAUUCUGACUGGUGUUGGGGAGGGCCCCAUCAGCGUGGAUGAACACCUUGUCAGCGAGACGGGUGAUAUCAUCUCCCAAUGA
Messenger RNA from Aspergillus chevalieri, 1209 nucleotides. RefSeq names its product diphosphomevalonate decarboxylase MVD1 (gene mvd1). Gene Ontology annotation, molecular function: diphosphomevalonate decarboxylase activity; ATP binding. The record is from RefSeq and is a predicted model, not a curated record. Bases 1 to 1209 code for a protein of 402 amino acids. The transcript is spliced from 2 exons. Lineage: Eukaryota; Fungi; Ascomycota; Eurotiomycetes; Eurotiales; Aspergillaceae. Gene Ontology annotation, biological process: isopentenyl diphosphate biosynthetic process, mevalonate pathway; isoprenoid biosynthetic process. Gene Ontology annotation, cellular component: cytosol.